Messenger RNA from Melitaea cinxia (Glanville fritillary), 921 nucleotides. Its product is annotated as very low-density lipoprotein receptor-like. Bases 16 to 921 code for a protein of 301 amino acids. The transcript has 7 exons. NCBI's taxonomy places the organism in Eukaryota, Metazoa, Arthropoda, Insecta, Lepidoptera, Nymphalidae. The record is from RefSeq and is a predicted model, not a curated record. Gene Ontology annotation, molecular function: protein binding. Gene Ontology annotation, cellular component: plasma membrane.
GUGACUUUUGUCGUGAUGGAACCUUACCAGUCGCAGUACUCCAACAGAGACUCGGCCGAGUUCCAAAAUUUCUCCAAGUCUCUGGCGGAGGCUGUCAACUUAGUGUUCAGAGAUCUGCCAGGAACACAUAGAGCCAGUCUCGUGAGAAUACAAUCACGGCCCACUGACGAAUUCUCUUGCAAGGUCACUCUAGACAUAGUAACGACAGGUACUGAAGAUACAGACAGAAUUGCAAAAAUAUUACGAGAUUACAUCAGAAAUAAACGAACCCUGGGAACUGCGGCUGUCAAUGACGAGGACUUCACCUCGGCUGUUAUUGAUCCAGGAUUUAACAGUCCGUCGGAUGCGUGUUUCGUUGAUGAGAUCAGAUGCGCCGAUGACGGUAGAUGUCUGCCUGCUUCUAUGCGCUGCAAUGGAAAUAACGACUGCUCUGAUGGUUCCGAUGAAGUUGACUGCCCCUUCGACGAAAAACUUGAUAAUACUGAUGAUCAGAAUCAAGUAGAUGAAAACAUAGAUAAUGAAAAUAUAAAUAACGUUGAUCAGGAUAAUGACGAUCAGACUGAUGAUCAGAAUAAUGAAGAUGACAGUUUAAUAGUACCGUUUUUCACAACCACUACGUACAAACCAGUAGAGGCACCCGUAAGUGAACGACGUGAAAGCUACCAGCCUAGUGAAUCGCCAUCUGGUGUGAUCCCAGAUGAUUCACUUAUAAUCGGCGAAACAACAGAAACAGCAACGGACAAUCCUGAUGAAGAUCAGCGACAAGAUACUAACUGCCCUGCUGGUGAGCUACGCUGCGAUGAGACGAGGUGUAUCAGUAGCAGUGCUCGUUGUAAUGGAUUCCAGGAAUGCGAUGACGGUUCUGACGAAGAAGGCUGUCCUGGAUGUCGAGUGUUCCCUGAGAAAGAUAUUGGAGUAUAG